Messenger RNA from Solanum verrucosum, 1736 nucleotides. RefSeq names its product L-ascorbate oxidase-like. Lineage: Eukaryota; Viridiplantae; Streptophyta; Magnoliopsida; Solanales; Solanaceae. The record is from RefSeq and is a predicted model, not a curated record. Bases 17 to 1732 code for a protein of 571 amino acids. Gene Ontology annotation, cellular component: extracellular region; plasmodesma. Gene Ontology annotation, molecular function: copper ion binding; oxidoreductase activity. The transcript is spliced from 6 exons.
AAUAAUAAUAAAAAAGAUGUCUUCAUUAUUAGGCAUCUUCUUGUUCUUGUACUUGUUUUUAUUGUUGUCAUCAAUUUCAGCCAAAAAUAGGGAGUAUAAAUGGAAAGUUGAGUACAUGCAUUGGUGUCCAGAUGGUGUGGAUGGUGUUGUGAUAUCUAUCAAUGGACAAUUUCCUGGUCCAACAAUUAGAGCAAUUGUUGGUGACACCAUUUUUGUUCACCUUACCAAUAAUCUUCCUACUGAAGGACUAGUCAUUCAUUGGCAUGGAAUCUCACAGAUUGGAACACCAUGGGCUGAUGGAGCUGCAUUGAUCUCCCAAUGUCCCAUUAAUCCUGGAGAAACAUUCCUAUACAAGUUUAAAGUUGACAAGGCAGGGACAUAUUUCUACCAUGGACACUAUGGGAUGCAAAGAUCAGCAGGACUAUAUGGUUCACUCAUAGUGGAAGAUGAAAAAGAGGCAUUCCAUUAUGAUGAAGAAUUCAAUUUGUUACUUAGUGAUUGGUGGCAUAAAAGUUCUCAUGACCAACAAAUUGAUCUUUCUUCUAAGCCUUUUCGUUGGAUUGGUGAACCACAGACUUUAUUGAUGAAUGGAAGAGGUCAAUUCAAUUGUUCUCUUGCGACGCAAUUUAGCAAAUUUCCCAUUCAUCAGUGCAAGUUAAGAGGGGAUGAACAGUACGCACCCCAAAUUUUCAAUGUUCAUCCAAACAAGACUUAUAGGCUUAGAGUGGCUAGCACAACUGCAUUGGCAUCACUCAACUUGGCCAUUGAGGGUCACAAAAUGAUGGUGGUUGAAGCAGAUGGAAACUAUAUUCAACCAUUUUUUGUGGAAAAUAUGGAUAUUUAUUCAGGUGAAAGCUAUUCAAUUCUCUUCAAAACUGAUCAAGAUCCAUCAAACAACUAUUGGAUUUCAAUUAGUGUAAGAGGAAGAGAACCAAAAACACCACAAGGCCUUACCAUAUUGAACUACAUUCCUAAUUUUGCUUCAAAAAUCCCAAAUUCACCACCACCUUUGGCACCUCUUUGGAAUGAUUAUAACUAUAGCAAAGCCUUCUCUAACAAAAUUUUUGGCUUGAUGGGGUUGUCUCCUAAGCCUCCUACUCGACAAAAUCGUCGUAUUUUGCUUCUCAAUACGCAAAACAGGAUUGAAGGUUACACAAGAUGGUCAAUCAACAACAUUUCCUUAGUCUUUCCAACUACACCCUAUUUAAGCUCAAUCAAACAUGGCAUAAACAACGCAUUUGACACUAAAUCUCCACCAAACACCUUCUCAAAAAACUACAACAUCAUGAAACCACCACCAAACCCUAAUUCAACAUAUGGAAAUAGGGUUUACAUGUUGAAAUUCAACACUACUAUUGACAUAAUCCUUCAAAAUGCAAAUGCCUUAGGUGAAAAUGUAAGUGAAAUUCACCCUUGGCAUUUACAUGGACAUAAUUUUUGGGUAUUAGGAUAUGGAGAUGGAAAGUUUGAUCAUAAAAAAGAUGUUGAGAAAUUCAAUUUGAAGAAUCCACCAUUGAGGAAUACUGUUGUGAUAUUUCCAUAUGGAUGGACAGCUAUAAGAUUUGUGGCAAAUAAUCCUGGGGUAUGGGCUUUUCAUUGUCAUAUUGAACCUCAUUUGCAUUUGGGCAUGGGAGUUGUCUUUGCUGAAGGUGUUCAUCUUGUUAAGAAUGUGCCUAAUGAAGCACUUAAUUGUGGUUUGACUAGGAAAAUGUUUGUGAAAGACAAGCAUUAAUAGU